UCUUGGCAGAGAGAGAGAUGCAUAAAAGAAGACAAACUGUUUCAACUUCUCUGUCUGAAUAAACACCACAAAGUCGAGAAGCUUUGUUGUGUUCGAGAAGCAGAGAUUUUUCGAGAAGCAAAGUCUGUAUUUUUCUCUCUGAUUUAAUACGAAAAGCGAUCUAAAAUUCGUUGAAUUUCAGAAGGGUUUUUAAGAAGCUUCUCGAUUCAUUUGCUAAACAGUGUUGGGGUUUAAGAGAUUCCUCUCUCACUUCGUUAAAGUUGAAAGCUUUUUUUUUAGGGUUUUUAUUUUAAACAGAGCUUUUCGAUCUUGUGUUAGUAUCUAAAGCUACUAGAUAUGGAUGAGAGUAAUCACGGAGGUUCAUCAUCAAGCUCACUCCCACCUUUCCUCACCAAAACAUACGAGAUGGUUGAUGAUUCCUCCUCCGAUUCAAUCGUCUCGUGGAGUCAGAGCAACCGAAGCUUCAUCGUUUGGAACCCGCCAGAGUUUUCAAGAGACCUUCUUCCAAGAUUCUUCAAGCACAACAACUUCUCUAGCUUCAUCCGUCAGCUUAACACAUACGGUUUUAGAAAAGCUGAUCCUGAGAAGUGGGAGUUUGCGAAUGAUGAUUUCGUGAGAGGUCAACCUCAUCUUAUGAAGAACAUUCACAGACGCAAACCUGUUCACAGCCACUCUCUACCUAACCUCCAAGCUCAGCAGAACCCGUUGACCGAUUCAGAACGGCAGAGAAUGAGUAGUCAGAUCGAGAGACUGACCAAGGAGAAAGAAGGGUUGCUUCAGAAGUUACAUAAACAAGAGCAAGAAAGAGAUCAGUUUGAGCAACAAGUUAAGAAGCUAAAAGAUCAGUUACAACACAUGGAGAAGCGUCAGAAGACAAUGGAUUCUUACGUCUCUCAGGUCGUGGGAACACCAGAGCUCGCUCUGAACCUCUCGCCGUGUCUACCCGAAACGAACGAGAGGAAGAGAAGGCUCCCUAGGAUCGGGUUUGAGCAAGAUAACCAGACAUGUGUUGUUGUGAGAGAGGAAGGUUCUACAAGCCAUUCAGAUGAAACAGAACAUCAGGUGGAAGAGUUAGAGUCAUCGAUAGCGGUUUGGGAGAGUCUUGUAUCUGAUGAUUCUUGUGAGGGUAUGGCACAAUCAACAAGAAGCUUGAUGACGCUUGAUGUGGAUGAUUCAUCUACUUGUCCUGAAAGCCCUCCUCUUUCUUGCGUACAGCUAAGUAUUGACACAUGUCCCAAAUCUCCUCCUUCUCAGAAGAUCGUUGACAUGAACUCUGAGCCUGAUCAUGUUUCAAAAGAACAGAACACAGCUGUUCCUACUACUGCUCCAGCAGCAGGAGUGAAUGAUGUCUUCUGGCAGCAGCUUUUGACAGAGAAUCCUGACUCAGCCAAGCAACGGGAAGUUCAGCCAGAGAGGAAAGAAGAUAAAGGUGAAGAUCAAAGUGAGAAAUGUUGGUGGAAUUCGAGGAACGUAAAUGCAAUUACAGAACAGCUUGGACAUCUGACUUCUUGAGAGAGAGUCCAGCGAUCUCUGUUUUUAUUAGAUUCUUGUAAUAUAAGUUUCUUUUUUUUUUUCCUUUCAGAUGUAUUAGGUUAUAAGCAUUUGGGUCUGGUUUCUGCCUUUCAUCAUCACAUGUAUGUCCUAUUCAACAUUUUACCAUUGAGCUUAACACCUAUGUAAGGUUUUGUAUAGACCUUAUCAUCUGGGAUUAACUUCCAUCUACAGAUGAUGAGAUAUGGUUGCAGCAUAUCGCCAAUCACACGGAUCAGUCGAUUGGCAGAUGGGUUUUGUACGGAAAUGAAAGUUUUUGGUUUUAUUGAA
Molecule: messenger RNA, 1821 nt
Organism: Raphanus sativus (radish)
Lineage: Eukaryota; Viridiplantae; Streptophyta; Magnoliopsida; Brassicales; Brassicaceae
Product: heat stress transcription factor A-4a
Exons: 2
Coding region: 337-1512 (391 amino acids)
Biological process (GO): regulation of transcription by RNA polymerase II
Cellular component (GO): nucleus
Molecular function (GO): RNA polymerase II cis-regulatory region sequence-specific DNA binding; DNA-binding transcription factor activity
Source: RefSeq, a predicted model, not a curated record